Molecule: messenger RNA, 966 nt
Organism: Saccharomyces kudriavzevii IFO 1802
Lineage: Eukaryota; Fungi; Ascomycota; Saccharomycetes; Saccharomycetales; Saccharomycetaceae
Gene: CTO1
Product: Cto1p
Exons: 1
Coding region: 1-966 (321 amino acids)
Source: RefSeq, a predicted model, not a curated record
AUGAGGAACAUUAUCAUUUCAGAUUUUGAUGAAACGAUCACAAGAGAUGAUACAAUCGGUACCAUUGCAAAAUUGCCGUAUCUGCUGAACCCGCAGUUGAAACCGGAGUGGUGUCAUUUUACUAAGAAUUAUAUGGAUGGAUACCACAAGUACAAAUAUAAUGGAACGAGGUCACUACCACUGUUAUCCUCAGAUAUACCAUUACGAAUUUCGCGAUCAAAUUUUGAUGAGACGUUUGAAGAGGAACUGAAAUAUCAAAACCAUAAUAGAAUUAUUGAGCUAAAUAGUGUGAAUGAAAUCACAAAACACCAGAUUUUCAAGUCAAUUACCCUAGAGCAGAUGAAAGAAUUUGCUAGAGAUCAAAACCACGAUAAUCGUUUACUUAGAGACGGUUUCAAUCGGUUUUGUUUUUCAGCUAUCAAAAAUCUUGAUGAUUUUUAUGUUUUAUCUAUAAAUUGGUCAAGUGAAUUUAUUUAUGAGGUCAUCGGAAAUAAAAAGCUCAAUCCUCAUCAUGUUUUUUGCAACGCCUUGAAAGUAUUAACAGAGAAAAGUCCAGCAACUUACAGCGGUGAAUUUGACUGCCGGUUAUUGACUGGUUCUGACAAGAUUAAAACACUGAACGAGAUACUAGCGAAGACCGACACCCGUAGAAAUAAUAAUACUGAGAAAGAAACUUGCUGUUACUGGUAUAUAGGAGAUAGUGAGACUGAUUUGUUACCCAUAUUACACCCAUCUACGAAUGGUGUAUUGCUCAUAAACCCGCAGGAAAAUCCAUCCAAGUUCUUAAAAAUUACUAACCAAAUCAUUGGUUUGUCAAAUGAAAAAAUCUCUAGUUUUCAAAGUAAUAACUCCGUUGGGUGGCUGAAGUUUUGCGAUAAGGAAGGCGAAUACUCUGCUUACCUCGCGAAAUCUUGGGAUUCCCUGCAUGAUUUAAUUACGCAGACAACAAAAAGUGAAAGUAAAUGA